Messenger RNA from Dicrocoelium dendriticum, 588 nucleotides. The record is from the annotation of a GenBank genome assembly. NCBI's taxonomy places the organism in Eukaryota, Metazoa, Platyhelminthes, Trematoda, Plagiorchiida, Dicrocoeliidae.
AUGAUCAAUACCCUGAGUCUGCUCCGUGAGAAAGGAUAUGUGUGGGGGGGGGGGAUAAAUAUAAAGGGGGGGGGGGGGGGGGGGGGGGGGGGGGGGGGGGGGGGGGGGGGGGGGGGGGGGGGGGGGGGGGGGGGGGGGGGGGGGGGGGGGGGGGGGGGGGGGGGGGGGGGGGGGGGGGGGGGGGGGGGGGGGGGGGGGGGGGGGGGGGGGGGGGGGGGGGGGGGGGGGGGGGGGGGGGGGGGGGGGGGGGGGGGGGGGGGGGGGGGGGGGGGGGGGGGGGGGGGGGGGGGGGGGGGGGGGGGGGGGGGGGGGGGGGGGGGGGGGGGGGGGGGGGGGGGGGGGGGGGGGGGGGGGGGGGGGGGGGGGGGGGGGGGGGGGGGGGGGGGGGGGGGGGGGGGGGGGGGGGGGGGGGGGGGGGGGGGGGGGGGGGGGGGGGGGGGGGGGGGGGGGGGGGGGGGGGGGGGGGGGGGGGGGGGGGGGGGGGGGGGGGGGGGGGGGGGGGGGGGGGGGGGGGGGGGGGGGGGGGGGGGGGGGGGGGGGGGGGGGGGGGGGGGGGGGGGGGGGGGGCUGGGGGGGUUGGUGGGGUAG